Messenger RNA from Toxotes jaculatrix (banded archerfish), 2050 nucleotides. It is a transcript of the gene rp2, whose product is annotated as RP2 activator of ARL3 GTPase. NCBI's taxonomy places the organism in Eukaryota, Metazoa, Chordata, Actinopteri, Toxotidae. Gene Ontology annotation, molecular function: GTPase activator activity. Gene Ontology annotation, cellular component: cilium; periciliary membrane compartment. The record is from RefSeq and is a predicted model, not a curated record. Gene Ontology annotation, biological process: post-Golgi vesicle-mediated transport. Bases 121 to 1239 code for a protein of 372 amino acids. The transcript is spliced from 5 exons.
AAAUCUUGUCAACUAAAGUGGACGUAAGCUUCUGCUUCGCAUUUCUCCUGUUCUUCAAGCUAACGUUGCGGUGGGGAAAAAAAACCCCGGGUCUAAUCUGGUCGCCACUGUAAAAUCAACAUGGGGUGUUUCUUCUCGAAGAAAUCCAAAAGAAAGUCAUCCGACAAAGAGGAUCGUACGCCGACAACAACGACUGUCGAAACUACGACGACAAGCAACGCGGUUCCCCUUGGCAACAACACCGACGAGGCUCCGAAGCAAUAUAGCUGGGAUAAACGAGAAAAGGUUGAUCCCAAAGACUACAUGCUGACGGGGCUAAAAGACGUCACGGUGGGUCGUCUACCUGGCAAACUGAAUGGGCAACAGUUUGUCAUCCAAGAGUGUGAGAACUGCAACAUCUACGUGCUCGACCACUCAGCGACUAUCACCAUCGAUGACUGUGUCAAUUGCCGCAUUUUUCUAGGACCUGUCAAGGGCAGUGUGUUUUUCAGAGACUGUAAAGACAUCAAGUGCGUGGUGGCCUGUCAGCAGUUUCGCACACGGGACUGUAAAAAGAUGGACGUGUUCUUGUGCUGUGCCACUCAGCCCAUCAUCGAGUCAUCUACGGGUAUGAAGUUUGGCUGCUUUCAGUACUACUAUCCUGAGCUGGCCUUCCACUUCAAGGACGCCAACCUCAGCAUAUUCAACAACAACUGGAGCAACAUCCACGACUUCACGCCAGUGUCCGGAGAGAACAACUGGAGCUUGUUGCCAGAAGCUUCAGCAGUUCUGGAUUUUGUACCAGCACCAGACCCCGAGUCUGAGUUCAAGUCGGUGCGAAUCUCCACUGACUCCACACGCAGCAUUGUGCCUUUGACAAAGGGAGGGAGGCGUAAGGACAGUGAAGAGUCCUGCCUCUUUGUUUUCUUUGCUGGAGAGUACACCACUGCAAAUGCCCGCAAACUGAUCGAUGAGGCAACGGCUAAAGGUUUUGUGCUGAUCCAGACAAAGGAAGUCUCAAUGCGACCCGAAGACGUGAAGAGGGUGUUUCAAAACAAGACAGAGGAGGUCAUGGAGUGGGUCACCAAAGGCCCUGUGAUUGCCCUGGAGCUGAAUGGUGACGGAGUUGUGGAAGCCUGUAAGAACAUCGCCAAUGAAGUAUUCAGUGGCAGCAAGGUUUUUGUCUCUGAUAACAAAAAUACAUCCUCUCGAGACGUGGACAACUUCUUCAACUUUGCCGACAUGCAGAUGGGCUUGUGAAUGAUCACGUAUGGAAACAAACUGCCCAUCACACACUCAGUCUGAUUUUCUAAACCGCCCACCGUCCAGCUCGGGUUAAAUACGAGUGGCUUUUCUUUUUUUUUUUGCCUCUUUUCAUUCUAAAAAAACAGGAAACAGGUAGGAAUGGAAAAUAUUAAGGACUGUGUUUGAUAAAGCCUUGGAUAAGAUAAUUCAUAAACCAUGACCCUGCAGACUAGACGCAUGCCCAUAUCAUCCAAAAACAUUUGCUGUAAACCACGUAACAUCCAUUAGUUGCUUAGAGUGCUGUGACUAUUUAUAUUUCUAUGAAUGUAUUUGAUAAUCCUGUUGCUUUUAUCAAUUGUGAAUGUAACUGUUUGCUAUACAUGUAUUUCAUUUUAAUUUAAAAUUUAGUUUUUCAUCACUGUCUGAAACUGUCGAUGCAGUGGAAAAACCAUUAGCACAAGAAGGCCUGAGGGAAAAUAUUUUAUUUAUAAAUCAGAUUUUUAUUUCCUGUAAGGAUUUAUUUGUGUAUGUGGUUUAGAUUAUUUACUUUGUGUGUAUAAGAUGUGUAUAUUUGGAACAUGCUGUGUAGGUGGUUAUGACAUCUUAUUGACAUCUGUUUGGCCAAAGUUGAAUUGUGAAAGGUUAGGAUUAAUUGAUGCGUUUACACUGAAGGUAUAAACACUUAUAAAAUGCUGGGUUUUCAUGUAGGUAAUUCAUGUUAUCUUUUUUUAAAUAUUUUUUAAUGUUUGUUUUAUAUUCUACUCAAUGUUUUUUUAUAGAAACAAAUUAAUGUUCAUUAUAAUUUUUAGUAAAACAUUUGAUUAUG